ACAGUACAAAUACAAUCUACCGAGCACGUAGCACAACCACCAAACAGGGCGCUCUUCAUUGAUUAGUAAAUACAACAAAAGCAGAAAGAUCAUUCACUUGAACUAGUCUCGUUCCGUAUCUGGUCGACUGCAGUUCGCCACUAAAUAUGAAGCUGGUGAUAGCUUGCGUCUGGCUUUGCCACAUAUUAAUUCAACAAACUUGUAGCUCCAGUUUGCCAAAGAUUGUAACCGCCUCACCUUUUAACCGUUGGUCCAACAAUGUACACAAAGUUCAUGAAAUCAACGCCUACGAUCAAACCGAAAAGAAGUUCCCCAAGUACUUCGGAUUUGGAGCUGCAACUGCGGCCUAUCAAAUCGAAGGCGCCUGGAAUGUAGACGGCAAGGGACCUUCCGUAUGGGAUACCCUUACUCACACCCACCCGGAAAUCGUCGUUGAUCGAGCCACGGGUGAUGUAGCUGCUGAUUCGUACCACCUCUAUCAGGAGGACAUAGCUGCACUUACGGCAAUAGGGUUCAACUUCUAUCGGUUCUCAAUCUCCUGGGCCAGGAUCCUUCCGGAAGGCGAUAUCUCCUCCCUAAAUCACGCAGGAUUGGACUACUACAACAAACUGAUAGAUGCCCUAGUGGCGGCUGGUAUUGAACCAGUUGUCACAAUGGUCCAUUACGACGUUCCUCAGUAUCUACAGGAUUUGGGCGGCUUGGCGUCGCCGCUUUUCGUGAGAUAUUUCAAAAUCUACGCCAACGUCCUCUUUCAAAACUUUGGUGAUCGCGUCAAACUGUGGAUCACCCACAAUGAACCGUACGAUUUCUGUGUCGAAGGCUACGGAUACGGAAUUGACGGCCCAAUGGUCUAUGCCCCGGGUGUCGGAGAAUACCUUUGCGCUCACCACGUUCUGCUCAGCCAUGCCGCUGCCUAUCAUCUGUAUGACAAAAGCUACCGUCGAGAUCAGAAGGGAGAAAUUGGAAUUACGCUCAGCGGAAGGUACUUUUAUCCGGCGAACAAUGAAACCGGCGUCGAUGUAAUCGAUCGUGCACUGCAGUUUCAAAUUGGAUGGUUUGCCCAUCCGCUGUUCAACGAAGCCGGUGGUUACCCGCCGGUUAUGGUGGAAGACAUCGAAGAUCAUAGCCUUCGCGAAGGUCGGUCCAUGUCCCGACUGCCGGAGAUGACCGAAGAGGUGAAGCAAUAUGUUCGGGGAACAGCAGAUUUUUUCGGAUAUAACUACUACAGUAGUCGAUUGGUUGCACUGGACAAGCGAGAGUACAAUGUAUCGUCUCCGCCGUCGGUGGAUAAGGACGCCGGGUUAAAGUAUACUGUUGAACCCUCGUGGAAGCGAGCCAAAUCCACCUGGCUGUACGUUGUACCAGAGGGAUUGAGAGGAAUGCUCAACUGGUUCAAGGAGGAAUACAAUGAUCCUGUUGUGUUUAUCACUGAGAACGGUUUUUCGGACGACGGUCAGUUGGACGACCAUGAACGGGUGGAUUAUUACAGGAGCCAUUUGAGUGCGCUGUUGGACGCUAUACUGGUGGACAGGUGCAAGGUAAUCGGAUUUACGGCUUGGAGUAUCAUCGAUAACUUUGAAUGGCUUCGAGGAUAUAGCGAAAAAUUCGGCCUCUACCACGUCAACUUCUCCAGCCCGCACCGGGAACGAACACCCAAGCUUUCUUCCAAGUUCCUGAGAACCGUCAUCAGAACAAGACAAAUUCCUUAGAUUGUGUUAAGAAAUGUUUU
This is a messenger RNA of Ochlerotatus camptorhynchus, 1729 nucleotides long. RefSeq names its product myrosinase 1-like. The record is from RefSeq and is a predicted model, not a curated record. Lineage: Eukaryota; Metazoa; Arthropoda; Insecta; Diptera; Culicidae. The coding region runs from base 147 to 1709 and encodes 520 amino acids. The transcript is spliced from 3 exons. Gene Ontology annotation, molecular function: beta-glucosidase activity. Gene Ontology annotation, biological process: carbohydrate metabolic process.